AAAAACCCUUUAAAGUAUCGAAAAACCGAAAAUGAAAGAAAGGUAGCCGUUCGUGUGAAUCACCCACACACCAUUAUCCAUUCACUGAAAGCUACACCAUUCUCUCAACUUCUGAACAAAAAUGGCGUCCACCUCUCUCCUUCCACUCGGUUCUUUUUCUGGGAAUCUGUCUAGCAAUCAUCGAAUAACACGAAACAGACCGAGAAGAGUGACGGCUCAAUGUUUACGGUCGGGAAUUGACACGAAAGGGUCACAAAUUGUUGUGUGUGAGGGUGAAUUAUCGUUAAUUAAGCGAAGGGGUGUGAUCGGAUUAGGUUUAAGCGCUUCAAGCCUUCUAUUUCACUCCCCGGAUGCGGAGUCAGCUGGGUUGCCACCUCAGGAGAUACCGAGAUUAUGUGAUGAUUCUUGUGAAAAGGAGCUUGAAAAUGUGCCUAUGGUAACUACAGAAUCUGGUUUACAAUACAAGGAUAUUAAGGUUGGAUCUGGCCCUUCUCCCCCAGUUGGUUAUCAGGUAGCUGCAAACUAUGUAGCAAUGGUUCCAACUGGACAAGUAUUUGACAGUUCACUGGAAAAACGCCAAGUUUACAUAUUUCGUGUUGGGUCAGGUCAGGUUGUCAAAGGACUCGAUGAAGGAAUUCUGAGCAUGAAGGUUGGAGGAAAACGGCGACUAUAUGUGCCUGGAUCUUUGGCAUUUCCCAAGGGUCUAACUUCAGCUCCGGGACGGCCUAGAGUUGCUCCAAAUAGUCCGGUCAUUUUCGACGUGAGUUUGGAGUACAUACCAGGACUUGAUGAUGAUGAAGAGUAAAUUAUCUGUGUUUUACAAACGUUCCUAUAUUACCCAUCGAUUCUCUUGGAGGUGGAUAAACUCGUCUCAUGAGUCGUAUUUAAUCAAGGGCAAAAUCAUCUUUUAACUCUAUAUAUUGUAAAAUGAGUUUAUUUUUUGGGAUGAUGCAUGUAUGUAUGUAUCACAGAGUGUAUUUAACAAAAUGAAAAGAUUUCAAUUCAUGGAAUAAACCACAAAUCGGAUUUCAAGUUUUAA
Messenger RNA from Helianthus annuus (common sunflower), 1039 nucleotides. RefSeq names its product peptidyl-prolyl cis-trans isomerase FKBP16-3, chloroplastic. The transcript has 7 exons. NCBI's taxonomy places the organism in Eukaryota, Viridiplantae, Streptophyta, Magnoliopsida, Asterales, Asteraceae. The record is from RefSeq and is a predicted model, not a curated record. Gene Ontology annotation, molecular function: peptidyl-prolyl cis-trans isomerase activity. Bases 122 to 805 code for a protein of 227 amino acids.